CGAAAAGUAAAGACAGAACCACCAAUUGACUUGAGUACCUUUAACACGGUGAAAUAAUGUAACUUAACUGAAAAAGGUGAAAAAACAUUUAAGUGAAGUAACGACGGACAUCGAAGUGUGUAGUGUAGUAAUAAAUCAAAGGUCAUCCACUAAAAACCUGUGAGUAAAUGUAGUAAUAGGUAAUAAAAAAGUGGGACAACUUACACGUGGCACGGUUACCCAUCGAGGGUGCUACUUUCUGGUCAUAAGACGAGGAAGUACGCGUUAAAAAGUAAUAAAAAAAAGAAAACCAAUCUGUGUAAAAAGUGCUGCGACGCACCUUGUCACAAGCGACAGCGUGUAACGACACUACAACCCCCAUAGCACUUUAUUUGAACAGGAAUAACGUCUUAAUUUGAGUUAACCGUACUUAUCACGGUAUAUCACGGUUCGAACACUUUUUUAGAAAAACUCCUAUCCGGGUCUAUAUGUUUAUAGUAUGUUAGUGAAUAAAAAAGUGCAGGAAUAUUGCUAUGAAGUGAUGGUUUAAAGAACACCUAAAUAAGGAUAGUGUUGAACUCGUGUGUGAUGUGAUGGUGGAGUUGAACAAUGGUGUGCGUAGCGGUGAGGCGGAGGAGCAGCGGUGCCCGCUGUGGGCGCGGCUGGGCUGCGCGCGCGCAGUGGCGCGGCUGUGUCGCCGGCGCGGGCGCGCGCGCGUCGCGCCAGAACAUACCGCCAAUGGACGACCACCCAGGAGCCGUGAGUCCCGCAGGCGCAUCAACCACCCGCCGUCCGCGCAGUACAGCGCGCUGGGCGAGCGCGUGCGCACCUCCACGCCUGCCGCGCUGCAGUGCGCGCUCUUCUGCGGCGGCUCACGCUGCAAGUACGAGCAGAACUACCAGCGAGCCACCGCCAUACAGGGGCUUUACUCCGACUGGAUCACGGAGGACAUCCUGGCGAUGGCGCGGCCCAGCACGGCGAGCAUCGCCGCCAGGAACAUCAUACAGCAGUUCCACAGUUGGGGCAUCCGCAGCGUGGUGAACCUGCAGACCCCCGGAGAGCACGCGAGCUGCGGCCCCCCCCUCACCCGCUCCGGGUUCACCUACGACCCCGCUGUCUUCAUGGCCAACGACAUUUACUACUACAACUUCGCAUGGCCAGACUACGGUGAGGCGAGUCUGAGCGGGCUAAUGGACAUGGCCAAGGUGCUGGCCUUCGCGCUGCAGCAGGGGAAGGUGGCCGUGCACUGCCACGCAGGUCUGGGCCGUACAGGCGUGUUGAUCGCGUGCUACCUGGUGUACUCGCUGCGCGUGCGCGCCAACGACGCCAUCCGGCUGGUGCGCAAGCGCCGCCCGCGCUCCGUGCAGACCUCCGGGCAGAUACUGUGCGUGCAGCAGUUCGAGCACUACCUGCUGCCGCAGACCGUUGUCUUCAGCUCUAAGGAGCCGCUGAUGCUAACCAAGGACAAGAAGACUGCAGAGUUCACGCUGCGGCAGUACCUGCACCGCCAGCGAGCCACGCUGCACGGGCUCGACGAGCGCUCGUUCAGAGAGCUGCCCAAGAUAGUGUACUGCCUGUGUGAGCGGCUACUGCGGCUGUGUGCGUGCCAGCAGAGCCCGGGGCUGGACUUCCGCGUGCGCACGCGUCCCUUCUACAAGAGCUUCCUCGCUUAUCGACUGCGACGCACGCGCCCGCCGGACCCCGCCACUCCUGUGGAGGAAACUACCAAUCACGUGUGCGCGCUGCCGAUGGUGGAGUGGCGUGACCCGGUGGAGGAGGACAUCGAGCGCCACCUGGAGACUGUCAGCCGCAUCACGGGGGGCUCCACAGGCGGGGGGGCGGGCAUCCCCGCACUACACGUCUACGAGGCGUUCGUGGUGGACCACCACAGUCUUCCGGAGGAUAAGCAGAGGUACCUGAAACAGCUGAGGACCGACAUCAACCAGCGCGCUGAGGCCUUCGCCAAGAUUGACGACGAGGAGGACCCGGCGGUGUUGUCUGGUCUGCUGUUCGAGUGGCUCGAAGGUCUGAAGGCGCCGGUGCUAGGCCGCGAGCAGCUGGCGCUCAUCGUCGGGAGAGGACACGAUGUUGAAGCCACCGUGCUCGCGCUCGAUCACGAGAAUAUAAUGCUGGUGGAGUAUCUGCUGCGCGUGGUGACACGGCUGCGGCCGCUGGCUGCCGGCAAGAAGGUGGAAAUGCUGCGGCGACUGCUCGCCGCGCUCACGCACCAGACUGUCAACAUACACGGGAAAUGUCUUCCAACACGCAGAGAUUUUGCGCGACUCCGCGAUGGAACCUGCAACCAAGUGAUCAACUUCUUUCUGCGAAUGAUCGUGGAACUACAGAAGGACAUGGUGAAACCUGGUAUUGACGACAACGACGUUGUGGUUAUGCCGCGGAGGUGCAGAAUAAAAGCUUGGAAAUGAUAAUUAUAGACAA
Molecule: messenger RNA, 2418 nt
Organism: Pectinophora gossypiella (pink bollworm)
Lineage: Eukaryota; Metazoa; Arthropoda; Insecta; Lepidoptera; Gelechiidae
Product: protein tyrosine phosphatase domain-containing protein 1-like
Exons: 13
Coding region: 573-2405 (610 amino acids)
Biological process (GO): cilium assembly; protein dephosphorylation
Molecular function (GO): protein tyrosine/serine/threonine phosphatase activity; protein tyrosine phosphatase activity
Source: RefSeq, a predicted model, not a curated record